CCGAUUUAAUGUCAAUUAAGAAAUCCCAUGCGAAUUACAACAGAAACAGAGAUAAUAAUAAUACAAAAUAAUUAACACUAUUAUUAUUAAUGAAUCUCUCUCUAAAAGAGGGUUAAAAAGAAACUGAAAUAUCGAAAUUUGCCUUGUAGUGUGGAGACUUUUUUGUUUGUACUUUAAGACAAUAACACACACUGAAAUCUGGUUAUUCCAUAUUAUACACCUCUGUAAUCACACGCGGGUAUGUAUGUUGCAGCAUUUACACACAGCAGCGCAUAAACAGAAACUCGAAGCAUUUCAUCGACUCCGUUUCAUCCUCUAAAAUUUUAUUUUACUUUUUUUCAUGAAUUUGUUUUUCAUUUUACUCGUAUCACCCUUUCUCAGUUUUUCGUUUUUGCUCUAUUUUUUUCUGUGUUUUGUUUUUAUUCGGACCAAUGCCUUUGGUGUAUCCUCAUCAACCAUAUUCCAACACAUUCUUAAAGUAGAAGUCCUUUUUUUGUGAUCAAAAGGGGAUGCAAUCAAAAACAUUCUUGGAGUAAAGAGGAUAAUUUACACGCGUAUAAAUAAAUAUAAGCUUAUGAUAUCCGAAACAAGGAACCAAACCAUAACUGAUUUAUACUCACAGACAUUCCUCCAAUUUCAAUAAUUUUUCGAUAAUUAACAUGGAGAUUGUUAAUCACUAUGAUAAUAAUAAUAUGACUGUUUUUAAUAUUGACUCAGUUACAAGAAUAUGCAGUUGUGAGAAACCUUUACGCAGACAGACUUCUGAAUAUUGUGAAUAUUUCUGAACAUUGUUGUCCUUCUCUGUAGGAAGACGUUCAAAACAUUGUCUUUCACGUAGGAACAAAUACACAGUAGAAAAAAAAAAUAUCGGACUGAAAUAUGGAAAUUCUUUUGUCUUCGACGGUAUUUUAACAAGACAAAACAAUGCACCCUGGGCAAAACCCGUUUCACUGUCAGAUAUGUGGGAAAUCUUUCACGAAAAAUUCACAUUUUAUGGUCCACAAGCGUAGUCACACCGGAGAAAAACCAUUCCGUUGUGCAAUAUGCGGUAAGUCUUUUAUCUCUAACAGCAAUUUAACCAGUCACAGAAUAAUACACACGGGAGAAAAACCGUUCCAUUGUGAGACAUGUGGUAAAUCUUUUAGUAACAAUUCGAAUCUUGUUGUCCAUGUCCGUAGACACACCGGAGAAAAGGCCUACCACUGUGAACUAUGUGAGAAAUCCUUUAUUACUAAUGGUCAGUUAAAAGCACAUCAGAGAAUACAUUGUAGAGAAAGCUUGUUUCAUUGUGAAGUGUGCGGGAAAUCAUUCUUUAGAAAUUCACAACUUACUAUCCAUAAAAGGGUUCACACGGGAGAAAAACCUUAUCGCUGUGAAAUAUGCGGGAAAUGCUUUGUUUUUAAUGCUCACUUGAAAUCUCAUAACAGGUUACACACGGGAGAAAACCUGUUCCACUGUGAACUAUGCGGGAAAUCUUUCAUUAAAAGUUCUAAGCUCGCUAUCCACCAAAGAAUUCACACUAAACCGUAUUGCUGUGAAGUAUGCGGGAAAUCCUUUGUGUCUAACAAUCAGCUGAGAACUCAUAGCAGAAUUCAUACUGGGGAAAAACCUUUUUGCUGUGAGAUCUGCGGUAAAGCAUUUGUGACAAAUGGUAAUUUGACAACUCACAAACGAAUUCAUACUGGGGAAAAACCAUUUCAUUGUGAAACAUGCGGUAAGUGCUUCACGUCAAACGACCACUUAAAAACACACAAAAUUGUGCACACGGGAGAAAAAGCUUAUCGUUGUGAAAUCUGUGGCAAAUAUUUUGUCUCGAAGACUAAUUUAAUAAUACACAAAAGGAUACAUAGUGGGGAAAGACCAUACUACUGUGAAAUCUGCGGAAAAUCUUUUGUGUUCAGCAGUAAUUUAACGAGACAUAAACGAAUACACACGGGGGAAAAACCGUAUCAUUGUGAAAUCUGUGGAAAAUGUUUUGUUUCUAAUAGUAAUUUAACAACGCAUAAACGAAUACACACAGGGCAGAACCUGUUUCAUUGUGAAAUAUGUGGGCUGUCUUUCAUAGAAAACUCUCGGUUGACGAUCCACAUACGAAGCCAUACGGGAGAAAAACCAUAUUGUUGUGAAAUCUGCGGGAAAUCUUUUGUGUCCAACAGCAAUUUAACGACGCAUAGUAGAAUACACUCUGGAGAAAAACCAUAUCACUGUGAUAUCUGUGGAAAGUCUUUCAUUAAGCAUUCGAAUGUUGUUAUUCACAAACGAGCCCACACUGGAGAGAAACCCUAUCACUGUGAAAUAUGUGGAAAAUCAUUCUCUGUUAAUUCGAGUCUUGUUGUUCACAAACGGAUUCAUACUGGGGAAAAUCCGUUUCACUGUGAGAUAUGUGGAAAAUCUUUCGUGGAAAACUCUCAUCUUACAAUUCACAAGCGAGCACACACGGGAGAAAAACCGUACCACUGUGAUAUAUGCGAUAAGUCAUUCUCGGUUAGUUCUAGUCUUCUAGUUCACAAACGUAGACACACUGGAGAAAAGCCGUACUGCUGUGAAAUAUGCGGGAAAUCUUUUGUGAAUAAUAGUGAUUUGAACCGACACGAACGAAUUCACACGGGAGGCAAACACUACAGAUGUGAAGUAUGUGAAAAAUCAUUCGUUACGAACAGUCUCUUGAAAAGGCAUGAACGGGUACACACUGAGGGAAAGCCUUUUCACUGAUGUGAGAAAUCCUGCUUUUGAAAAUCUAAACACCUACCAACAGGUACACAUUCGAGAAUGUGGUAAAAUAUAUUUUAGAAAUGGUUCUAUGUGAAUUUUCAUCGGGUUUCAAAUGUUCUCUCAAAUGGGAGUUUAUUUGAGUCUCUGUAAAUAUUUAUUAAAAUUAUAAGUAUUUUUAUUCAAAUAUUUACAAAAUCCAAAGGAUUAAUGAUUAGACACU
This is a messenger RNA of Octopus sinensis (East Asian common octopus), 2932 nucleotides long. Its product is annotated as zinc finger protein 850-like. Gene Ontology annotation, biological process: negative regulation of transcription by RNA polymerase II. The transcript has a single exon. The coding region runs from base 925 to 2712 and encodes 595 amino acids. Gene Ontology annotation, molecular function: DNA-binding transcription repressor activity, RNA polymerase II-specific. NCBI's taxonomy places the organism in Eukaryota, Metazoa, Mollusca, Cephalopoda, Octopoda, Octopodidae. The record is from RefSeq and is a predicted model, not a curated record.